GGCUUCCGUUUCCGGGUUAUCCUUCGCCGGAAGCAGUAUAUAGAUGUCGUAAAAGUGUCGUGUAAUUGGUGUAUCCGGAAGAACGGGUGUGCAGCUUGAACAUGGGAAAGCAAAAGAAAACAAGAAAGUAUGCGACCAUGAAGCGAAUGCUUAGUCUCAGAGAUGAGAGGCUUAAAGAAAAGGAUAGAUUAAAACCAAAAAAGAAACAAAAGAAAGAUCCCAGUGCACUGAAGGAAAGAGAAGUCCCCCAACACCCUUCCUGCUUAUUCUUCCAAUAUAAUACACAAUUGGGCCCACCUUAUCAUAUCCUGGUUGAUACCAACUUUAUCAAUUUUUCUAUUAAAGCCAAACUGGACUUAGUGCAAUCAAUGAUGGACUGUCUGUAUGCCAAGUGUAUCCCUUGUAUAACUGAUUGUGUAAUGGCUGAAAUUGAGAAAUUGGGGCAAAAAUAUCGAGUGGCUUUAAGGAUUGCAAAGGAUCCCCGCUUUGAACGAUUACCAUGCACGCACAAAGGAACCUAUGCAGAUGACUGCUUAGUACAAAGAGUAACUCAGCACAAGUGUUACAUCGUGGCCACAGUUGACCGUGACCUUAAACGAAGAAUCCGGAAGAUCCCUGGAGUUCCUAUCAUGUACAUUUCUAACCACAGAUACAACAUCGAGCGUAUGCCAGAUGAUUAUGGAGCCCCUCGAUUCUGAUUCUUACAAGACAAAGUCCUUUAUCUUCCUUCGACCAACUUUCUCAGUUGCCAGUUCAGUAAACAUGCUAUAGAAUAUAGAAUAAUUCCUAUAGCAUGAAUUAUUUGCUCUGUUAUGAGCUAAAUAUGAUUAAAUAUACUCACUUCUUGAUGCUUUUUGAAAAUGAUAUUUUGUUACCUUUAAAAAUUUGUUGCAUUUUUUGAAUAAAUCAUAUGUUCUAGUCAUUA
Messenger RNA from Ictidomys tridecemlineatus (thirteen-lined ground squirrel), 925 nucleotides. RefSeq names its product FCF1 rRNA-processing protein (gene Fcf1). NCBI's taxonomy places the organism in Eukaryota, Metazoa, Chordata, Mammalia, Rodentia, Sciuridae. Gene Ontology annotation, cellular component: small-subunit processome. The record is from RefSeq and is a predicted model, not a curated record.